AUGAUGGUCCGAUGCAGCAGCUUCACAAUCACCUCCAGCCUCCUUUUGCUCUGUUUGGGGACGUCCCCGUAUCUUUCUUCUGUGAGUGGGUUUGUCGCACCUCAAGCUGGUCGCUACACUUCAGUUGGAUCUACCAGAGUCUCCGCCAGAUCGAUCCUGUCUCUUCGGGUAUCGGCUGCGUCUCAAGACGAGCAAGAGACCACGCAACAACCAACACCGGAGGACGAUGACGGCAAAUACGACGACAGCGUUCGUCGAGGACUGCGUCGCUUGGCUCAACUUAGCUUGGAAGAUUACGAUUGGCGAAUGUCCCUGUUCCGAGAAAAAGAUGCUGAAAGGAAGGUCGAGGAGAGUCUUGCAGUCAUGAUGGGAGAAGAUGCGUCCUAUGUGAGACCGAUGGAUGCUAGUGAUUCCAAAAUUGGCCCCCUGGGCCGCGCGGAAAAGGCCGCAGUGGACUGGCUGUCUGAAGUUAUCGACGAAGAGGGUCGAAGAGCCAAAAAAAUUGUCAACACGGAUGGUCAAUUAGUCAGACCUAUUGAGGCAGGAGACGGCACGGGAGAACUGGGGCCUUUGGGUAAGCUCGAACUGCAAUUUGUAGAUUUCCUUAACUCUAUCCGAACAUCCGAAAGGCUGCGGAUUUCGGAGGGUGUUUGGCGCCCCAAAGAUUUGGAGGAAUCUACUCGAGGCCCUUUGGGUCAGUUGGAGUUGUCGGUGGUGUCGGCAAUUCGAAACAUUCAAGAAGCGGAAAUGCUGCGUAUGGAACAAUCACGAAUUCGGGGCGGAGAAGUAGUGAGACCCAUCGAUGUCCCCGGGCCAUUGGGCGAGUUUGAACUGGCAGUGGCUGAGAUGAUCCAAACAGAACGACUGCGCGCAAAGGAUGGGCAAGACAAUGAAUCCAUUGUCCGACCAAAAGAUGCCGCUGUCAAAGGCAAGUUAGGCGAAGCAGAAAUGCAAGCAGUUGACGCUUUACGGCAACUUACCGAGGAAGAACGGGAACGACUACGCAACAUCAAAAGACGACUAGAGGACAAUCGUCCAAUGUCGAUGGACAAAAAGUCGCUAUUGGGGAUCCUUGAAUCCAUUUUGGUUGGCAUGUUUCGUGCUCCAGCUCUUUUGAUUGGAGUGAUUCAACGCGUUGUGGAGUUACUUCAGAGUGAAAGUAUUAGCGAGAAAGACAAGGCCAUACUCGAGAAUCGCGAGAUGCCAGAACAGGAAAAACCCAAGAAACAGGACUGA
Messenger RNA from Seminavis robusta, 1236 nucleotides. The record is from the annotation of a GenBank genome assembly. Lineage: Eukaryota; Bacillariophyta; Bacillariophyceae; Naviculales; Naviculaceae.